Molecule: messenger RNA, 875 nt
Organism: Pichia membranifaciens NRRL Y-2026
Lineage: Eukaryota; Fungi; Ascomycota; Pichiomycetes; Pichiales; Pichiaceae
Exons: 2
Coding region: 211-672 (153 amino acids)
Source: RefSeq, a predicted model, not a curated record
AAGGGAUAAAGUUUGGCCCCAAGGGUGCUAGGGGGAUUGCGAACGGUUUUGCCUUGUGAAAGAAACAAACACAGAAAAGAGAGACAGCCGACCUCGUUGUGAUCCAGUGCCUACUCGACCUUUCUUUCCACGACCAGGCAAAUUUCAGCAACUACAGUGGCCCAUCUUUCCUUGCCCUUCCUCCCCCACCUCAUUUUCACAAACAACCACAUGGAACCAAGCAAGCGACACGCAGGACCAAGCCUGGCAGUAAGAAUUUCCCGCUUGCGGCACCAGCAUCCAGCUCUGAAGGACAGUGUGCGGAGGUGCGCCGUCCCGCUCAUCGCCGUGGUGUUUCUCCUGGUGAACUAUUACUACAACAAACAUGUCCAGUCGAGGGGCUACCCACAACUGGGCUACCCGCUCUCCGAACAUACCGUCGAUGAGUUUCACAGGGCGGUGUCAAGCAAGCAGGCGGACCGGGCGGACACACCCUUCAACGCCGCAACAGCUUCCAUAAUUGAGACCAUCUCGACCCUGCCGCCAAAAGUGCAGAGCAUUUAUGGACCGCUAGAGUUCCAGCCUACUGACCUCUUUGAACCUUUCAACGCCAACUCUUUGCUUUUCGUUUCGGGCAUGUUUGUGGUCUACAAACGGACACCUGUCAAUCCACCGACCGCUUACGUCAGCUAGCGGCUUCUUUCUUGCCGAAGGGCCUUCCCCUUUUGGGCAUGCCAUGGCGCCGGUAUCUAUAACUGAGGCAUCAGAGACAACCACAAUGGCCGGUCCGGAGCUACUUCAAUCAUGUACGACUACAUCUUUGUAUUUUAAAUACCCAUCAACUGUAUAUCUACUUCUAAUUUCAAGCACGACAUAAACUCUGUUUCUAGCCCUGA